GCCGCCUGACUCCGCAGUCCGGGCCUGGGGCUGGGCGCUCAGCCCAGGAGGAGCCCCUCACCCGCUCCCGCACCGCAGAGACGCCCAGGCCAAGGGCCCCUCCCUUCCCAGCCCAGAGUGACAGCCACAAGCCGGGCCAGGUGGAACCAGAGCCAGCUGCGCCGGAGCGGGCGCCCCUAGGCCACCAGAUGUUCGCCAUCCAGCCAGGACUAGCUGAGGGGGGCCAGCUCCUGGGAGGCCCACCUCUUGGAGUAUGUCAACCUGAGCUCCAACCAGACAGCAACUCCAACUUCAUGGCAAGUGCCAAGGAUGCCAAUGAGAAUUGGCAUGGAAUGCCAAGCAAAGUGGAACCUAUCCUGAUGAGGAGCUCCUCUGAGUUGCCCUCUGACAACCAGGCCUUCCAGGCCCCUGGACUCCCUGAGGGAGGGGUCCGCAGCCCCCCAGAGGGGGCAGAGAUUCCUGGGGCUGAGCCUGAGAAGAUGUGUGAUGCUGGCACAGUCUGCUCCCCUCUGGAGGACAAUGGCUAUGCUAGCAGUUCCCUGAGCAUCGACAGUCCUAGCAGCAGUCCUGAGCCUGUCUUUGGGACUCCUCGAGGUCCUGGGCCUCCCGACCCCCUUCUGCCCUCGGUGGCCCAGGCUGUGCAGCAGCUGCAGGCUCAGGAGCGCUACAAGGAGCGGGAGAAGGAGAAGCACCAUGUGCACUUGGUGAUGUACCGUCGCCUGGCACUGCUCCAGUGGAUCCGCGGCCUGCAGCACCAGUUGGUAGAUCAGCAGGCCCGGCUGCAGGAAAGCUUCGACACCAUCCUAGACAACCGGAAAGAGCUUAUCCGCUGUCUCCAGCAGAGGGCAGCACCAUCCAGGCCCCAGGACCAGGGUUAAGAACUUGCCUCCACAGGUGUGCAAGGGUAUGUGUGUAUAUCUGCAGGCAUGUGCGAGGUGGUGUACAAGUAAGUACGUGAUUAUUUGCUGUUAUGAGUGCAGGUAAGCAUAAGUAAGUGUGUAUGUGCUAACAUGUAGGCAGGUGUGUAUAAGAUAUGUAAAUGAGCUUAAGUGUGCACAUGUGCACACACAUGCUAACGUAUGUGGAACUACAUGUGAGUGUGUGAGAGUGAACAUACCUGUGUGAGUGAGUGAAUUUAUAUAUACAUGUGUGGACAGGUACUCAGCAGUGUGUGUAUAUGUGUUUGAGUGAGGAUGUGUACGCAAAAGAUGUAUGUGUCUAUGAGUGAAUCUGAGUGUGCAAGCUUAUGUUGGUAUAUGUGAGUGAGUCCUUGUGUGUGCAGGCCUAUGUGUAGGGGUGCAUGUGUGCAGGUGCAGGCAUGCGAGACGUAUGUUAGGAGCAUAUGUAUUUGCAGGCAGACAAAUAUGUAUCCAGUUGCACCUGUGGGGCAUCUACUCAUGCCCUGUGUUACCCAUGGCCUACCCAGUCUUUUUUCUCCACUGGCUCCUACUGCUCCCUGGAAAGAGAAGGCUCGUGUGGUAUGCUGUCAUUUAUCUGAGGGUUGUGCUUAUCCAUUUUCCUGACAUUUCCCAGGCCACCUCUCCUCAUCCUUUUCCUCACCUAACUCAGACUUUGGUCUGCUAAAGCUGUUGUCCCUAACGUUGGCUUUGCUGUAAGAGGUUUAGUGGGUGGCUCUGCCCUGCCAUGGUAUUUUUGCUGCAAUUUUGUCAGGGCAGUUGGUGGAGAAUUGAUGUCAGAGAGGGUCACUGGGAGUGGUGAUGGAGAUGAUGGUGGGGGUGGGGACAGAGAAGGAGAUAGACUGUCUCUCUUGAACUCUGCUUUUGGGCACAUGGGUGAUGGGGCUGGGGGCAACGACAAUGGUAGAACCCUGUAAAGAACAGGAGAGUGGGAAUUCUAAAAGACCCGUUUCCUUUACACUCUGGUUUCUCUUUAUAUCGUAUAAAUCUUUCGCCAUUUUGAAAUGCUUGUUUCUGGCCAGCACGGUGGCUCACGCCUAUAAUCCCAGCACUUUGAGAGGCCAAGGUGGGAGGAUUGCUUGAGCCCAGGA
Molecule: messenger RNA, 2008 nt
Organism: Carlito syrichta (Philippine tarsier)
Lineage: Eukaryota; Metazoa; Chordata; Mammalia; Primates; Tarsiidae
Gene: CUNH1orf216
Product: chromosome unknown C1orf216 homolog
Exons: 2
Coding region: 189-878 (229 amino acids)
Source: RefSeq, a predicted model, not a curated record